This is a messenger RNA of Rubroshorea leprosula, 912 nucleotides long. NCBI's taxonomy places the organism in Eukaryota, Viridiplantae, Streptophyta, Magnoliopsida, Malvales, Dipterocarpaceae. The record is from the annotation of a GenBank genome assembly.
ACGAAAAUGGAAUGUGAUUGGGAAACCUGCGACUGAGAACAAAUAGAAGUGAGCGCAGCAGAUCCAGACCUCAGAAACGCAUUUCCGGCGUUAGGCCUGACCCGACUCCAUGAUCGGAGGUUCCAAAGUCCCAACCGGCAGUGCCGUCUGCAAAUCAAAAUAGGAAAAAAACAACCGGCGGAGAGAAAGUGAGGGAAUCACAAUGAGAGGAAGAGAAAGACGGCGGAUUCUGGUGGGACUGGCGGUGGCUAUGGUGUUCGGAUUUGCAGUUUACUUGCGUCUUUGGACCAUCGAUUACACCAUCUCCUCCAACGAAGCCGAAUUGAUAAGGAGAGAGUUUGAGAUUGCCAAUCGGGAGGCAAUAGAUGAAUCUGCGGAGUGGAGGCUCAGGUACGAUAUGGAGGCAGAGACGGCGAAAAAGUGUGCCAAUGAAUUAGAAGAGGUAAAGGGGUCUAUUGGGAAGGUGGAGGCUUCCACUGACUUCAGUCGGAAACUAGAAGUCUUAGAAAAGGAAAAUGAGGCAUUACAGAAGCAGGUGGAAACACUAAAACAGGAGCUGGAGUCUGUGAAAUUGAAAUGCCUCUAAUAACAGAUAAAGCAGUGGCUAACAGUUUGAUAUUAGAUGGAGCACAACCUUAGGCAUAGUCUUACAGUUUUUUCCAAGGGAAGCUGCAGCUUGCACUUGUUUAUUUACAUAGACAAUGGACUUUUCAGGUGUUCUCUAGGAGGUAGGAAAAAGGAGAUAUAUACAGUUUAAAAAUUAUACAGAAACGCUUGUCCGUUCAUGUUCUUAUAUAGAAUUAUGAAAGAAGAGGUUGCAGGUGGAAGAGAAAAAUAUAGGAAUAUCUCAGUUGAUUGGAAGCCAUUGUGCAUUUGUACUUUGACAGUUUAUAACAAAUUUAUGGAUCAUUU